Cuscuta europaea is the source of this 729-nucleotide messenger RNA. NCBI's taxonomy places the organism in Eukaryota, Viridiplantae, Streptophyta, Magnoliopsida, Solanales, Convolvulaceae. The record is from the annotation of a GenBank genome assembly.
AGAGAGAGCCCAUCGAUCCAAUUGGCUACUCCCUGAUUCUCUCUUUUCUUCUUCGCGUUUCUAGGUUUUUUGGUGUCUGCUCUUUGCAUCGGAGCUUCGAUUGCAAUCGGAUCGUAGCUUCACGCCACAGAAGAUGUUCUUGGUCGAUUGGUUUUAUGGGAUUCUUGCUUCUCUCGGUCUAUGGCAGAAGGAGGCCAAGAUCUUGUUCUUGGGCCUCGAUAAUGCUGGGAAAACCACCUUGCUUCACAUGCUUAUAGAUGAGAGAUUGGUUCAACAUCAACCAACACAAUACUCUACAUCUGAGGAACUUGGUAUUGGGAAAAUCAAGUUCAAGGCUUUUGACUUGGGAGGGCAUCAGAUUGCACGCUGUGUUUGGAAAGACUAUUAUGCCAAGGUGGAUGCAGUUGUUUACUUGGUGGACGCAUUUGAUAAAGCAAGAUUUGCGGAGUCAAAGAAAGAGUUGGAUGCUCUCCUCUCAGAUGAGUCCCUUACCAAUGUGCCUUUUCUGAUUUUGGCCAAUAAGAUUGACAUCCCAUACGCUGCCUCUGAAGAUGAAUUGCGUUACAACCUGGGGUUGACAAACAUCACUUUUGGUAAGGGAAAGGUGAACCUGGCCGACUCCAACGUGCACCCUCUUGAGAUAUUCAUGUGCAGCAUAGUCCGCAAGAUGGGGUACGGAGAAGGCUUCAAGUGGAUGUCUCAAUACAUAAAGUGAUUAGCUGCUCCCAG